AUGCCGCCCAAGAGACCCCUUCGCAACGUCUUUGGCGACGCAGACGAUGACGACGACGACCCUUCGCUCUCGUCGACCAAGCCCGCCGUCCCGCAAAAACGCACAAAGACCGGCACACAGCCCGUCAGCAUCAUCCAAGGCCUAGCCUCGUCUAGCAGCAGCGGCAGCGGCAUCAGCACCACCAACAAGAAUGGCGCAGUCCCCGCCUCUGCCCCCUCGUCGGGCACCUCGUCGUCCACGUCCGGCGUCAUGUCCAGCAGCGUACAGGCACAGAUCGAGGCCGCGCGGGCAAGGAUCCAGGCACAGAUGUCCAACCUCGCCGCACGCCCAGCUGGGGUACCUCCCAGCCGUCCUCCUCAGCCCCCCCAGGCCUCGCCAACCGCCGCCACGCCUGCCGUAGCACGGUCCACCCCAGCCGCAGCACCACGACCACCACCCUCGGCUCGACCCGCCGCGCCCGUCCCAUCAUCGCUCGAAGACAUUCAGAGAAAGGUCGCAGAGGCAAAAGCCAGGCUGCUCGCCCAGCAGGGACUGCAGCACGCACAGAGGCCACCCGCAGCUCCCACUUCGACAAUCAGCUCCGCGACCACAGCCCCGCCGCCGUCUGCCAAAUCAGAGACCCCCAAGGCGCCCCCUGGCAUCCACCCUCUGCUUCUCGGCGGCGAUGCUGCCAAGAUUCAGGAACAGGUGCGCUCGGUGGCUCCCAAGUUCGCCUCCCUCCAGGCCAAUGCCCGACCCUCGACCGCGACCAGCGGCACCCGGGGCGCCAACGGGCGUGGCGCUGUCCCGCCUCGAGCCAACCCCUACCUCGCCGACUCCAUCGACGCAGCCGCCUCCGACAGCGGCGCAGAUCAGCCAAAGCCAAAGCCAAAGAGCAUGCACAAGGGUUUCUCCUUCCACCGACCGGGUAGGCACAUCCAGGAGGCCGAAGAGGUGCGCAGGGAGGCACAGAUGGAAGACCUCAAGCGCAGGAUCCAGGAGAGCGCGCGCAAGGCCGGCCUGCAAGACGACCUGGCCGGCGACGAAAAGGUGCUGCAGCGUCUGCCGCCGCCCGACGUCGAGUGGUGGGACAUCGGCCUGCUGCCCAACAAGAGCUACGACGACGUGCCGGACGACGAGGACGUGGCCACCAUGCUCGACAAGGGCAAGGCGCGCGAGACGACCGACGUGGGCGCCUCGACCGCAGCCGCCGUCACUGGGCCGCUGCUUUAUGGCAAGGACUCGCCCAUCGACCCUUACGUCCAGCAUCCGAUCCCGAUUCCAGCGCCCUCGGACCAGAUCAAGGUGGCGCCGGCGGGCGUCCGGCUGACGAAAAAGGAGAUGAAGAAGAUGCGCCGGCAGCGGCGGGCGGCCGAACAGCAGGACAAGCGCGACCGGAUCAAGAUGGGCCUGCUGCCGCCGGACCCGCCCAAGGUGAAGCUGUCGAACCUGAUGCGCGUCCUGACCUCGGAGGCCGUGGCCGAUCCGACCAAGGUCGAGGCGCGGGUGCGGCGCGAGAUCCUGGCGCGCAAGGAGGCGCACGAGCGUGCCAAUGCCGAGCGCAAGCUGACGCCCGAGCAGCGCAAGGAAAAGGCGCUGCGCAAGGUCGAGCAGGACGAGGCCAAGGGGAUCGGGUGCCAGGUGUACCGGAUCAAGCACCUCGUCGCGCCCUGGCACAAGAAAAAGGUGCGGUACAAUGCGCAAGACUACCACCUCACCGGCCUGACCAUCUUCAACCCUUCGUUUGCGCUCGUCAUUGUCGAGGGGGCGUCCAAGGGGCUCAAGGGGUUCAAGCGGCUCAUGACGGUGCGCAUCGACUGGACCGAUCCGGGAAGGAUGAACGACGGCGGCGGCGGCGGCGGCGGCGACGACGACGACGACGAUGGCGGCGGGGGCGAGGGGUCGUCAAAGGCUCAGGUCACGGCAGCGGCGGAUGUGGGGUCAUCGAGCCGACGGGCGCGGUUCGACGAGCUGGCCACGCGCGACGCCUCGGAAGUCGACCUGGCCGAGAACCGGUGCGAGCUCAUCUUCGAGGGCCCGCUGCGCGAGCGCAACUUUGCCAGCGGCUUCCGCGCCGUCGCGUGUCCCAACGACCACUCGGCCAAGGAGGUCCUCGGUCCCAAACUCGAGGGCUACUGGGACCUCGCCCGGCGCUGGGUGCCGCCUGAAGAGGAUGGGCUCUGA
Pseudozyma flocculosa PF-1 is the source of this 2163-nucleotide messenger RNA. RefSeq lists its product as uncharacterized. The coding region runs from base 1 to 2163 and encodes 720 amino acids. NCBI's taxonomy places the organism in Eukaryota, Fungi, Basidiomycota, Ustilaginomycetes, Ustilaginales, Ustilaginaceae. The transcript has a single exon. The record is from RefSeq and is a predicted model, not a curated record. Gene Ontology annotation, cellular component: U4/U6 x U5 tri-snRNP complex. Gene Ontology annotation, biological process: mRNA splicing, via spliceosome.